This is a messenger RNA of Plenodomus lingam JN3, 1038 nucleotides long. RefSeq lists its product as uncharacterized. Gene Ontology annotation, biological process: DNA catabolic process. Gene Ontology annotation, molecular function: endonuclease activity; nucleic acid binding. The record is from RefSeq and is a predicted model, not a curated record. NCBI's taxonomy places the organism in Eukaryota, Fungi, Ascomycota, Dothideomycetes, Pleosporales, Leptosphaeriaceae.
AUGGCCCCUCUCAAGAUGACUGUUCUGCCAUGGCUGGCAGCGUUGCCUAUGGCCUCUGCAUGGGGCGCCCUAGGCCAUACCACGGUAGCUUACCUCGCCCAGAAUCUCGUCUCCCACAAGACGGCCAAAUUCGCUCAGCAGCUCUUGAACGACACUUCGCCUACCUAUCUCGCCAGUGUUGCAACAUGGGCUGACAGCUACCGGAACGAGAAAGGCGGGGAAUUCUCCUCGGUGUACCACUACAUUGACGCCCUAGACAACCCGCCCACAAGCUGCAACGUCAACUAUGAGCGCGACUGCGCCGAAGAAGGCUGCAUCGUCUCUGCCAUCGCCAACUACUCCAGCCGCGCCGUGACCCCCUCCAUCGGCCUACUCGAGCAGCAAAAAGCACUGAAAUGGGUGAUCCACUUCAUCGGCGACAUCCACCAGCCCUUGCACGUCGAAAACUAUGCACUUGGCGGCAAUCAAAUCAACGUCACCUUUGCCGGCGCCAGGACCAACCUCCACGCCAUCUGGGACACGGCGAUUCCGCAAAAAGCCAUUGGCAAUUUCUCGCAGGCUACAGCCGCGUCGUGGGCUGCUAAUCUAACGGCGGAGAUUAAGCAUGGGCGCUACAGGAAGGAAUCCAAGACCUGGGCCAAAGGCCUCAAGGUGAAGAAUCCAAUCGACACAGCCAUGAUUUGGGCGAGCGACGCCAAUCAAUUCGUCUGCUCGACUGUAAUGCCCGAGGGCCCGGACGCUGUGUUCGGCAAGGAAUUGUCUGGCGCGUAUUAUGAGACUGCGAUUCCGGUUGUCAGGAAGCAGAUUGCCAAGGCUGGGGUGCGAUUGGCGGCUUGGUUGGAUGCUGUGGUCGAACGGGCGGAGAAGGGCGGGUAUGGACAGUUUGGGGCGGAGAAGGGCGGGUAUGGACAGUUUGAGGCGGAGAAGAGGGUAGUGCGGAAGGAGACUGAGUUGGAGCCAUGGAUGCGGGAGGCCAGAAAGGCGAGGAGGGAUUUUGGGGGCGACUGUGGGUGUACAGUGGAGGGGCAUGGUCACUAG